Messenger RNA from Castor canadensis (American beaver), 2487 nucleotides. The record is from RefSeq and is a predicted model, not a curated record. Lineage: Eukaryota; Metazoa; Chordata; Mammalia; Rodentia; Castoridae.
AUGGACAAAGAAAACUGUGGUGCUUCAUCCGAACCCGCUGACCUGAAAAUAGCCAAUAUCUCAGUUCAGGUGGUCAGUGUCCCAGGAAAGCUGCCGGGGAGGCGACCGCCUCGAAAACCCAUCAUCAGAGCCAAACCCAACAAACAGUCCAAGAAGAGAAGUGCCUUUUGGAACAUCCAAACUAAAAUCAUUCUCUUCACAGUGUUUUUAUUCAUCCUAGCAGUCAUCGCCUGGACACUUCUGUGGCUCUAUAUCAGUAAGACAGAAAGCAGAGAUGCCUUUUAUUUUGUUGGAAUGUUUCGCAUCACCAACAUUGAGUUUCUUCCCGAGUACCGCCAGAAGGAGUCCAGGGAAUUUCUUUCAGUGGCAAGGACUGUGCAGCAUGUGGUAAACCUUGUUUAUACGACAUCUGCCUUCUCCAAAUUUUAUAAGCAGUCAGUCGUGGCAGAUAUCAGCAGCAACAACAAAGGUGGCCUCCUUGUCCACUUUUGGAUUGUGUUUGUCAUGCCACAUGCCAAGGGCCACAUCUUCUGUGAGGACUGUGUGGCAGCCAUCUUGAAGGACUCCAUCCAGACCAGCAUUAUAAACAGGACCUCUGUGGGAAGCUUGCAGGGUCUGGCUGUGGACAUGGACUCUGUGGUACUAAAUGCUGGGCUUCGGUCAGAUUACUCUUCAGCCAUAGGAUCUGACAAAGACUGCUCUCAGUACUUCUAUGCAGAUCACUUGUCUCUCCACUACCCUUUGGAAAUUUCUGCAACCUCAGGGAGGAUGAUGUGUCACUUCAAGCUGGUGGCCCUCGUGGGCUAUCUGAUCCGACUCUCAAUUGAGUCCAUCCAACUCGAAGCCGACAACUGUGUCACUGACUCCCUGACAAUUUACGACUCCCUCUUGCCAAUCCGGAGCACCAUCUUAUACAGAAUUUGUGAACCUACAAGAACACUAAUGUCAUUUGUUUCUACAAAUAAUCUCAUGUUGGUGACACUUAAGUCUCCUUAUAUACAGAGGCUGUCAGGAAUCCGGGCAUAUUUUGAGGUCAUUCCAGAACAAAAGUGUGAAAACACAAUGUUGGUCAAAGAAAUCACUGGCUUUGAAGGGAAAAUUUCAAGUCCAUAUUACCCGAGCUACCUUCCUCCAAAUUGCAAGUGUACUUGGAAAUUUCAGACUCCCCUGUCAACUCUUGGCAUAGCAUUGAAAUUUCACAACUAUUCAAUAACUAAGAGUAUGAAAGGCUGUGAGCAUGGAUGGUGGGAAAUUAACGAGCACAUGUACUGUGGUUCCUACGUGGAUCACCAGACGAUUUUCCGAGUGCCCAGCCCUCUGGUUCACGUCCAGCUCCAGUGCAGUUCAGGGCUCUCUGACAAGCCACUCCUGGUAGAAUAUGGCAGUUACAGCAUCAGUCAACCUUGUCCUGUUGGAUCUUUUAGAUGCUCCUCCGGUUUGUGUGUCCCUCAGGCACAGCGCUGUGAUGGAGUAAAUGACUGCUUUGAUGAAAGUGAUGAACUUUUCUGUGUGACCAUCAAGCCUGCCUGCAAUGCCAGCUCCUUCUGGCAGCAUGGCCCUCUAGUGUGUGAUGGCUUCAGGGACUGUGAGAACGGCCAGGAUGAGCAGAACUGCACUCGGAGCAUUCCAUGUACCGACAGAACUUUUAAGUGUGGUAAUGAUAUUUGCUUUAGGAAACAAAAUGCAAAAUGUGAUGGCAUAGUGGAUUGUCCAGAUGGAAGUGACGAAGAUGGCUGCAGCUGCAGCAGGAGUUCCUCCUCCCUCCACCGCAUCAUCGGGGGCUCUGACUCCCAGGAAGGGGCCUGGCCGUGGCAGGUCAGCCUCCACUUUGUUGGAUCUGCCUACUGCGGUGCCUCCGUCAUCUCCAGGGAGUGGCUUCUCUCUGCAGCCCACUGUUUCCAUGGAAAUAGACUGUCGGACCCCACACCAUGGACUGCUCACCUUGGGAUGUAUGUGCAGGGGAAUGCCAAGUUUGUCUCUCCUGUGAGAAGAAUUGUGGUCCACGAGUACUAUAACAGUCAGACAUUUGACUAUGAUAUUGCUUUGCUACAGCUAAGUGUUGCUUGGCCUGAGACCCUGAAACAGCUCAUACAGCCAAUAUGCAUUCCUCCCACUGGUCAGAAAUUGCAUAGUGGGGAGAAGUGCUGGGUGACGGGCUGGGGACGAAAGCAUGAAGCAGAUAAUAAAGGCUCCCCUGUUUUGCAGCAAGCAGAGGUGGAGCUCAUUGAUCAAACCCUCUGUGUUUCCACCUAUGGGAUCAUCACUUCUCGAAUGCUUUGUGCAGGAGUAAUGUCAGGCAAGAGAGAUGCCUGCAAAGGCGAUUCAGGUGGACCUUUAUCUUGUCGAAGAAAAAGUGAUGGGAAGUGGAUUUUGACUGGCAUUGUUAGCUGGGGACAUGGAUGUGGAAGACCAAACUUUCCUGGUGUUUACACAAGGGUGUCAAACUUUGUUCCCUGGAUUCACAAAUACGUCCCUUCUCUUUUGUAA